ACUCCUUUGGCUGUCUAACAUCUUUCCUUCUUCUGCUUUACUUCUUCCUCGUCCUCUCCCUCUACUUACUGGCGUCCAUUCAUUAAAGUCCAUAUUGUCCUCCUGUGUGUCCAUUCUGAACCAUUCACACACCAGUUUAAGCCUUUUACCGCCACUUCCAAAACUGAAUAAUCUCUCAGUAUCUAUCUGCUCGAUACUGUUAAUAAAAUUUAAUCCCGGCAGCGAUUCCGGGCAGUAAAGUGAGGUGAUGUCGCGGUUUUUCCAACCUGUCUUUUAACCACGCUAUAAAGAAACAGGCCUUUUAAUUCCACCACUCCACCCGAUACAUCUGCUUAUGUAACUGAGUAGAUGUGGCGCACGACUGUUCUUCUUUCGCUCUGGUUUAAACAUUUUGAGCUAUUUAACAUGGCGCCGGGAAGCAGACACGUCGACACCGGAAGUGGGUCAGCCGCCGCGCCUGCGCAGUGGCUGUGCCAGGUUCCCUGUAAAGAUGUCUGAGCAGGCGGGGAGGGAGCGGAGCGGACCACUCGAAACCAGCGCGGAGAAGCCUCAACGGUCUGCUGUUUCACCGCCCAGGGUAAGAGCAGCAGAGCCCGUAUGGCUCGUCCGAACACACCGACAGUCGGCGGAAGGUUUCGUAUUGCGGAUGGACGAGGUUCCGGGGCUGCGGAGCCGAAGGGUCGACAUUCUGGAGAUGACAUGUUGGUAAAGGCGCGUAUAGCUGUAGCAGGGGCGUGUCCGCCAUCUUUUAAAAGAGAUGGAUCUUAGCAGCAGCGAGUCGGAACUCAGAGCCCGACAAAACCUUUUAUUAUCCACCGUCACAGGGGCUGCGGGGUCAGGCCGCCGUGUUAACGGGGAAUUGUCACACUUUCAGGCGGUCCGGGUGCUCCGGAGAAUUGUUGUAAUCACCGCGGUCUCCGAGAAAGGAGCGCGGGCUUCGAGCAGCAGCCGCAGCCUUUUGUUGUCCUCCUCCCCCUCCUCCCUGUUUGCUCUGGCUCACAGCGCGCAUGCGUGUAACCAUGGCGCUCAUUCCUGCGUUUGAGAAGAAAAACAACCGAAAAUCUUAAAACCGAAAGCUAGUCGAUCUGAUCACAUCAGCUCUUGGUCGACCAGGUUUUAUGUUUAAAGGGAGGAUUCUUUCUUUUAGCCCUCCAGACAGACAGUGAAUGUUCCAGACACAGGUAGUCCGGAUCAGUCCAUCAGAGCUAUGGUCCACAUGACUGUGACGAGCAGCUGAAAUGUCCAGUAACAGCCAGGGAUCUAUGAAGGGGGAGGCGGCCACCGUGGCUCCUCCUUCUGGGUCUGCCUCCUCUCAGGGACCGCCUCUUUCUCCAUCCACCACCUCCAAAUCACCUGAGCUUCCAGAUGAGUUGGUCCAGGCCGGAUGGUCCAAGUGUUGGUCUCGGAGGGAGAACCGGCCGUACUACUUUAACCGAUUCACCAAUCAGAGCCUGUGGGAGGUGCCUGUGUUGGGUCAGCAUGAUGUCAUUUCUGAUCCGCUGGGUCUCAACGCAGCUCCUGCAGAGGGUGGAGAUGGUAACCUUGGAAACGGCCAGAGGAAGAGGAGGAGCUCUGAAGAGCAGGGAGCAGGACCUAACAGUUUUAAACGAACCAAGGUGGAACCAACUACGCCCAUCUCUCCCAGCACGCCGGGAGUCAAACCAUGGAGCUCUGCCCCAGAUGAGAAGCAGGUUCCAACAACUACUCCCACAACUCCCAGUCCAGCCCCUGCCCCAUACAGACCAGCUGUGAUCUACUGGGAUCUUGAUGUUCAGACCAAUGCUGUGAUCAGAGAACGCUCAGCAGCCAAUCAUCUGCCGUCGCACCCUGAGAUCGAGCUGCAGCGCGCGCAGCUGGUCACCAAGCUGAGGCAACACUACCAUGAACUGUGCCACCAGAGAGAAGGUAUCGAUCCACCCCGGGAGUCCUUCAAUCGAUGGCUGCUGGAGAGGAAAGUGAUCGAUAAAGGUCUUGACCCAUUAUUGCCGAGCGAAUGUGAGCCCGCUGUCUCUCCGUCAAUGUUCCGGGAAGUCAUGAACGACAUUCCCAUAAGGUUGUCCCGUAUCAAGUACAAGGAGGAGGCUCGGAAGCUCCUGUUUAAAUACGCUGAGGCUGCCAAGAGGAUGAUAGACUCCAGAAAUGCAAGCCCAGAGAGCAGGAAGGUGGUGAAGUGGAACGCUGAGGACACCAUGAACUGGCUGCGCAGGGAUCACUCCGCCAGCAAAGAAGACUAUAUGGACCGCCUAGAACACCUGAGGCAGCAGUGUGGGCCUCAUGUCACUGCUGUCGCCAAAGACUCUGUGGAAGGAAUCUGCUCCAAGAUCUACCAGCUUUCAGCCGAGUACAGCCGUCGCCUAAGACAGACACACCUGAGCCUGCUGCAGGACCCCUCCACAGAGACGUGUGCGUCGCCACCUCAGUCGCGGCUUGUCUACUGUUACCCAGUUCGCCUUGCGAUCCCCACACCCGCCCUGCCCCGGGUGGAGCUGCACUUUGAGAACGAUGUGGCGUGUCUUCGCUUCAAAGGAGAGAUGGUCAAAGUCAACAGAGGACACUUCAGCAAGCUGGAGCUGUUGUACAGGUACAGCUGCAUUGAUGACCCUCGGUUUGAGAAGUUCCUUGCCAGAGUUUGGUGCCUCCUAAAGAGAUACCAGGCGAUGUUUGGCAGUGGCGCUAAUGAAGGGUUCGGUCUACAGGGAGCGCUGCCGGUGACUGUGUUCGAGGCGUUAAAUCGACAGUUUGGAGUCACCUUCGAGUGUUUUGCCUCGCCGCUUAACUGCUACUUUAAACAGUUCUGCUCGGCCUUCCCCGACAUUGAUGGCUUCUUCGGAUCCAGAGGGCCCUUCCUGUCCUUCAGUCCAGUGAGCGGCUCAUUUGAAGCCAAUCCCCCGUUCUGUGAGGAGCUGAUGGACGCCAUGGUGACCCACAUUGAGGAACUGUUGGAUCAGUCUUCCGAGCCUCUAUCCUUUAUCGUCUUCGUUCCUGAGUGGCGUGACCCGGUGACUCCAGCUCUGACCCGGAUGGAGGCUAGUCGAUUUUUGCGACACCAGCUGAACAUACCGGCCUAUGAACACGAGUACCGCUCUGGGAGUCAGCACAUCUGCAAGCGGGAUGAGAUGUACUACCGGGCCGUUCAUGGUACUGCCAUGCUCUUCCUCCAGAAUGACGCAGGAUUUGUGAAGUGGGCUCCGACACCAGAACGUCUGGCUGAGCUGACAACGGCGUACCGCCCGUCUCUGUCCCGCACUUCCUCGCUGCCCUCCCCUGGCCCUGCCCAAUCGGCUGCUGGAGACAGAGACUCCACCCCUAAGGCCUCUGAUAGGACACCGAGUGGGAUGAUGUCACCUGGCGGCCAUGACAACAAUAACAACAACAAUGGCAGCAGCAGCAGCAGCAGUAGCAGCAGCCCUCAGGACAAGCUCACUGCUAUGUAGAGGGGCGUGGUCACUGCAGACCACGCCCCUCUACGUAAUGUAAAUCUGUGUUUAUGAACGUCACUUGGUCCUCUCAAAUUGUCCCUCACCAGCACCUGUAGCACAUCCUCACCUCUUAACGAUAAUCUACCACCACCAUCGGGGGCAGCGGAGCCUCAUUUAAACUUCACUACGUCUUUUUAGUUAGUUGGCUGCUCUGAUUGGUUGAAGAUCACCUGAAGCUGAGUGAUGUCAGCGAGUAUAGAUAAUAGGAAGCACUUGAUGAACUGCUUCAGAGGUCCAGCAAUAAAAGCCCACCUGUGAGGAGUCCCCUGAUUUGUCCCUUCUUCCCUGAGGCUGGUGAUUGGUUCUCAUGGCAGCUGUCAUUUCUGGGACUUCUUUAUUUGAGUCUUAUCUCCUCUUCAGGAAGGAGAAGGUAGAAUCCAAGCUGGAUUGUGAUUGGUGAGCAGGAGCAGAGGGGGACAUCAGUCUAAAAUGUAACGAGUCAUUUGGGUUUCUCCUGCCUGUCAUCAGAAUCCCUAACCAUACCGUUCUUAUAAUCAGAACUAUUGGGUCUUCCGGUCCCAACCCUCUUGACCAUUAGAUGGAUUCUGACAUUUACUCUCAGUUUACAAAAAUCCAAACUUUCUGUGGUGUUUUCAGUCUUUAAGAGCUUCAGUCCGACCCAGAUAUUUUCAGAUCAGUUUAGUCCCAUUUGUUCCAGUUGAAUCAAGUACACUCUUCUCUAAUCUAGUUCAGUCCAGUUCAGAUUAUCUGAUUUAGUCUGUGUUUUAUUUCUUUGAUCCAGUGGAAUCUGGUUCAAAACCAGUCUGAUCUAGUUUAAUUUGGUUAGACCAGAUCGGAUCUGGUACAUGUUUGUUAGAUCCAGUCCAGUCUCGCCUAAUUGGAACCAGUCAGAUCCAGUCUGAAUGGGUUAGGGUUCUGUAGGGAUGGGUUAUUUUGGGUUGAUCAGGUCUCGUCUGGGUUGAUCUGGAUGGGAACCAGUUUGAUUUGUUUGAAGCCAGUUUGUCUGGCUGUUGUUUCCAUCUUUAAUAGGCAUCUUCAGUGCUCUCUGAUUGGCUGGUGGUGGACCUAUCAGGCGCCUGUCUGUGUGUAGAUACUGUACAGCUGGACUGAUGUGAGGUUUGUUGAUGUUUGUUUUGCUGUUGAACAGUUUUUAUUUGGUCUAAUUUAACCUUUUUAAAGAGAUGAAAUGUGUUUGUGUGUUUUCAUUCUCACAGUUUGUUUUAACCAAACCAAAGUGUAAUAUGAUGUAUAUGAGUGUGUACAGUAGAGCUGUGUAUGACUGACAGCAGGGAUCCUCUGACUCUGUGCAUGAAAUCGCUGGACUCUGAACGUUUGAUACUUGGAGGUGGCAGAAGUUCAGACCUCGACUUGGAGUCUGCUCCACCGUCCUUUCAGCUUCAUUGUAAAUUCAGUUUGUCCUUCAUACUGCCUGCAGAUAACCUGCAGCUUCUCUCCUAGUAAAAAUAUAUCCAGCCAGAACAAA
Molecule: messenger RNA, 4923 nt
Organism: Girardinichthys multiradiatus
Lineage: Eukaryota; Metazoa; Chordata; Actinopteri; Cyprinodontiformes; Goodeidae
Gene: pcif1
Product: phosphorylated CTD interacting factor 1
Exons: 16
Coding region: 1239-3434 (731 amino acids)
Cellular component (GO): nucleus
Molecular function (GO): mRNA (2'-O-methyladenosine-N6-)-methyltransferase activity; RNA polymerase II C-terminal domain binding
Source: RefSeq, a predicted model, not a curated record